AUGCUACUUGCAAAUAAGCCACAACAUCUAAAAAUUCUAUCUGUUGACACUUGCUUGAACCAAGGAGUUUCAAGCUUUUCAAAGUCCGCUGUUCGUCACACCAAAGAAUCUGCACAAAUAUUGACAAAACUUUCAGGAGAGUUAAUUCCAGAUUGA
This is a messenger RNA of Scutellospora calospora, 156 nucleotides long. Lineage: Eukaryota; Fungi; Glomeromycota; Glomeromycetes; Diversisporales; Gigasporaceae. The record is from the annotation of a GenBank genome assembly.